AUGAACUCCGCAGACCACAACUCGCUGCCCUUCAACGAUCUCGACGUAGAAAAUCUUGAUUUUGGUAUUGAGGAAUAUGAUUUGUACCACAACAAUAUCGACGAAGGGUUUGACAAGCACGAGGAAGAGUCCAAUGGGUCUGAUGAGUCUGAUGAAGGCUCAGAUGAGUCCGAUGAAGACGCAGAGGAGUAUGAAAUGCCCAGUAGAAGCCCAAGUCCUGUCUCUGCCGAUGAGGAUGAAAGGACAACGCGUGAGUCUCUCGGCGUGGAGUAUCAUCAGUAUAUCAAUGGUACACCUUGUGACAAGGACGGCAACUACCUACCUAAGAAUACUCCUCCUACACCUCGCGAUAUGCCCCGAUCAGAUGACUGGACUCCCUAUCGCAGCCAGGUUGAGUUCGAACUCGCUGAAUUUCUUUACACGCGUGAGCAAAUGUCCGCACCAAAUAUUAACACCCUCCUUGAUCUCUGGGCAGCCACCUUGCUGCGACACAACGAUGAACCUCCCUUUGCCAAUGCGAAGGAUAUGUAUAGAGAAGUGCCUCAGCAUGACGUUCCGCCGUGGAUGCAAGCUACUUAUGAUGUUUGGUUCCGAGAUCCACAUACUGUUGCACAGAAUAUGCUCGCCAAUCCGGACUUUGAUGGAGAAAUGGACUACGGUCCAUUGCGCGAGUUUGAUGGUGAGGAGCGUCGUCUCAAAAAUUUUAUGGGAGGGGACUGGGCAUGGAAACAAGCGGAUAUUAUCUCGGCUGAUCCCAACACACAUGGUGCAGCGUUUGUCCCUAUCGUGCUCGGAAGUGACAAGACGACAGUGUCAGUGGCCACAGGACAAAACGAGUACUACCCUUUGUACAUGGGGAUCGGAAACACUCACAAUUAUGUUCGACGUGCGCAUCGCAACGCGAUUGUCCUCAUUGGUUUCCUUGCAAUACCAAAAACGGAUCGGAAGUAUGCUGAUGAUGUCAAGUUUCGCAAGUUUCGUCGACAGUUAUUCCACUCAUCUCUUUCGAGGAUUCUGCAGUCACUCAAGCCUGGAAUGACAACGCCAGAAGUCACACGCUGUGCCGAUGGCCACUUUCGGCGGAUAAUAUAUGGCCUUGGGCCAUAUAUCGCUGAUUAUCCUGAGCAGGCACUCCUGGCAUGCAUAGUGCAGGGCUGGUGUCCGAAAUGUACUGCGAGGAACACAAACCUUGAUGGCAAUGAUAGCGGGCGUCGUUCCACCCAGCAUACCGAGUUACUUGUUGAAACCUUUGAGUUGGGAAUCCUUUGGGAUGAGUACGGCCUUGUCGGUGAUAUUGUGCCCUUCACCAAUGAUUUUCCUCGUGCUGACAUACAUGAGCUCCUUUCGCCCGACCUUCUCCACCAGCUAAUCAAAGGAACCUUCAAAGAUCAUCUGGUUGAUUGGGUAGAGCAAUAUCUGCAAAUUAAAUAUGGAAAGCGAAAAGCUAAAGAAAUCAUGGCGGAUAUUGACCAGCGUAUUGCUGCAGUUCCUGCAUUCUCUGGGCUACGGCGAUUUCAUGAAGGUCGAGGAUUCAAACAGUGGACAGGAGACGACUCCAAGGCACUGAUGAAGGCAAGUCUCAGACUCAAGCAUGAAACCGCGAUCACAUAG
Molecule: messenger RNA, 1611 nt
Organism: Sparassis crispa
Lineage: Eukaryota; Fungi; Basidiomycota; Agaricomycetes; Polyporales; Sparassidaceae
Exons: 8
Coding region: 1-1611 (536 amino acids)
Source: RefSeq, a predicted model, not a curated record